AUGGCAAUGAAGAGACACCGGCUGGCGUGUGCGCUGCAUAUGCUCUCGUCCUACGGGACACCUCAGCCCCAUCCCGUGGCGUCCGACGCGCAAACAUGGUUCGAUGCUGUCACCCGUGCCCUGGCACCAGCGUACCGAUCGACGGUGCUCAAGGCAUCAAUGUGA
This is a messenger RNA of Dichomitus squalens LYAD-421 SS1, 165 nucleotides long. RefSeq lists its product as uncharacterized. Bases 1 to 165 code for a protein of 54 amino acids. The record is from RefSeq and is a predicted model, not a curated record. NCBI's taxonomy places the organism in Eukaryota, Fungi, Basidiomycota, Agaricomycetes, Polyporales, Polyporaceae. The transcript has 2 exons.